This is a messenger RNA of Cucurbita maxima (winter squash), 1944 nucleotides long. RefSeq names its product increased DNA methylation 1-like. The record is from RefSeq and is a predicted model, not a curated record. Gene Ontology annotation, molecular function: acyltransferase activity, transferring groups other than amino-acyl groups; transcription corepressor activity. Gene Ontology annotation, biological process: negative regulation of DNA-templated transcription. NCBI's taxonomy places the organism in Eukaryota, Viridiplantae, Streptophyta, Magnoliopsida, Cucurbitales, Cucurbitaceae. Bases 1 to 1944 code for a protein of 647 amino acids. The transcript has a single exon.
AUGGAAAUCUUCGAAGAAACCAGCGAUGGAAGCAAUGUCCACAACGACAGUCAUUCUUCUCCAACCGGAAGCAAUGUGCCGACAAGACACCGACUGUUCAGAGUGAAGUACGCGCCUGAGGCGGUUGUCAAUUGGUACAUGAUUGCUCUUGACAAGAACACCACUCUCAAGAAAUCGGCCGUCAAGGAGGAUGCAUUAGGUCAUCUUCUGUCCAUGGGAUGGAAGAUUUACUACAUUCAGAAGAAAACUAAGCAUGAGUUACGAUACAAAUGCCCAAACGGUAGGGUUUAUAUUUCUCUCAGAACCGCCUGCAAAACCUGUAUUGAUCAAGGCGGCGCCGCCCUCGCCUUGCCUACCGUCACAGUUUCCGAACAUUCCCCACACCCUUCCGUAGGGGAAGGAAAAGAAACUGCGCCCUUCUUGAAAAAACCUGAUGACGACUCGGAAGACUCGGAAUGCGUUAAAUCACCAGCGCCGCCGCUGCGAAAUUUGGGCAACAUCAAAACCCCGCAAUCGCCUCCGCAGGCAGCGGCUGGAGGUACUUCACAGCGGCACCCACGAAUAGCCUUGUCUAAUUUGAUCGAUCAGAGCGUAGUGUCGCCGGGAGAUCGGGCGUAUUACAAAAUAUCAUCGAAGAACGAUCCAUUAAUGGCUUGGGGAUCGAUAACAAAUGAAGGCCUUAUUAAAUGCGAUUGUUGCUCUGAAGUGUUCUCUAUUAGCAAUUUUGAGGCUCACACAGGCAGUACAAAACGUAGGCCGGCGGCCAAUAUCUUUUUGGAAGAUGGGCGAUCCUUAUUGGACUGCCAAAUGCAAAUUGAUCAAAAUCAAAAUCAAAAUCAGAACGAGACAAAAUGUAAUGAUCAAAAGGUGAAUAAAACUACCACCACGCUCUGUAUGGACAAAAACGACAGCAUCUGUUCCAUUUGUCAUUUUGGGGGCGAGUUGAUCUUGUGCGUUAUGUGCCCUGCUGCUUUUCAUGGCGGCUGCCUCGGUUUCAAGGGCAUCCCACUUGGGAAUUGGGCCUGCCCAUCAUGCUGCUGCAAAAUUUGUGGCCAAGUUCCAUAUAAUUUCGAUGGGGUUUUUUCUGAUCAUCAACCCGAUGCCUCUUUGGUCAAAUGUGUUCAAUGUGAGCAGAAUGUUCAUAUUGGAUGUGUAAGGAGCGUUCAAUUUCUUGAAGAUGGUAACCCAAAUCAAACCAUGGAUAGAGAAAACUGGUUUUGCACCAAAAGAUGCGAGGAUAUCCACAUGGGUCUGCAGAAGCUUUUAUGGAAACGAAACCCAGUAGGUGUAGAACAGGGCAAUCUCACAUGGACAUUGAUGAAACAUACAGACACCAUGUCUGAGCAUCAGAGGAAGAGGCUGAACACUGCUCUUGGAGUAAUGCGUGGGGGGUUUCGGCCUUCGAAGGAUCCCAAUACGAACCACGAGCUGAUGGAAGAUGUUGUGUUCAGCAGAAGAUCAAACUUGAAGCGCUUGAACUUUGAAGGAUUCUACACAGUGAUUUUGGAGAGGAAAAACGCAGUAACAACAGUGGCAACAGUGAGAGUUUAUGGGGAGGAAGUGGCUGAAGUUCCUUUUGUUGUGACUCGAUUGAGACACCGGCGGCAUGGGAUGUGCCGCACAUUGAUGAACGAGCUGGAACGACAGCUGAUGAAAUUGGGAGUGAAGACACUGACACUGGCGGCUGUUGGUGAGGCGCUCAACAUUUGGAUUGACAGAUUUGGGUUCUCGAAGAUGACAUAUUGUGAGAGAUUAGAGCUUGCUAAGUACACAUUGUUGGGGUUUCAGCACACGGUGAGGUGCCAGAAGGAUUUAGAGAAGAGGAUUUCAAAUGAUGCGGAAUGGUGUCCAAUGAAGUGGCCGACACCAAGUGUUGAAGAGCCUGAUAUCUUUGAUCAUAUGUCUUUCGAUGAUUGGAGCUCCAUUUCAGAUGCAUUUGAUUGA